This is a messenger RNA of Austrofundulus limnaeus, 2507 nucleotides long. It is a transcript of the gene atp6v1b2a, whose product is annotated as ATPase, H+ transporting, lysosomal, V1 subunit B, member a. Gene Ontology annotation, molecular function: proton-transporting ATPase activity, rotational mechanism; ATP binding. The record is from RefSeq and is a predicted model, not a curated record. The transcript has 14 exons. Lineage: Eukaryota; Metazoa; Chordata; Actinopteri; Cyprinodontiformes; Rivulidae. The coding region runs from base 79 to 1590 and encodes 503 amino acids. Gene Ontology annotation, cellular component: proton-transporting V-type ATPase, V1 domain. Gene Ontology annotation, biological process: ATP metabolic process; proton transmembrane transport; vacuolar acidification.
GCUGUCAUUGAUGUAAUUCCGUAGCACCUAGCAAAGCACAUCGAGCGGCGUCGCCUUUGUCGGAUUUUCUGCACGAUAAUGGCAACACUGGUAGCAAACAGAGCUAUGGAUGUCAACGGCUUGGCAGCUGCUGCGAGAACACACACCCAGGCUGUCACCAGGAAUUACAUCUCUCAACCCAGGCUAACGUACUCCACUGUGUCAGGUGUAAAUGGACCUCUGGUGAUCCUGGAUAAUGUUAAGUUCCCUAGAUAUGCAGAGAUUGUUCAUCUGACCUUGCCAGAUGGCACCAAGAGAAGUGGACAGGUCCUGGAAGUAAUUGGCAGCAAGGCAGUUGUCCAGGUGUUUGAGGGAACAUCUGGCAUUGAUGCAAAGAAGACGGCCUGUGAGUUCACUGGAGACAUCCUGCGAACCCCGGUGUCAGAGGACAUGUUGGGGCGGGUGUUCAAUGGUUCUGGCAAACCCAUUGACCGCGGCCCCACCGUUCUGGCUGAGGACUACUUGGACAUCAUGGGUCAACCCAUUAACCCUCAGUGCCGUAUCUACCCUGAGGAGAUGAUUCAGACCGGCAUCUCAGCCAUUGAUGGAAUGAACAGCAUCGCCAGAGGACAGAAGAUCCCCAUUUUCUCUGCUGCUGGGUUGCCCCACAAUGAGAUUGCUGCUCAGAUCUGUCGUCAGGCCGGCCUCGUGCAGAAGCCUAAGGAUGUGAUGGACUACAGUGCUGAGAACUUCGCCAUCGUUUUCGCAGCCAUGGGGGUCAACAUGGAAACUGCUCGCUUCUUCAAGUCUGACUUUGAGGAAAACGGCUCCAUGGACAACGUCUGCCUCUUCCUGAACCUGGCCAACGAUCCCACUAUCGAGCGCAUCAUUACCCCCCGCUUGGCGCUGACGACAGCAGAGUACUUGGCCUACCAGUGUGAGAAGCACGUCCUSGUCAUCCUCACUGACAUGAGCUCUUACGCUGAAGCUCUGAGAGAGGUCUCUGCCGCUCGAGAGGAAGUGCCGGGCCGUCGAGGCUUCCCAGGCUACAUGUACACAGAUCUGGCCACCAUCUACGAACGUGCCGGCCGAGUGGAGGGUAGAAAUGGCUCCAUCACCCAGAUUCCCAUCCUCACAAUGCCUAAUGACGAUAUCACCCAUCCCAUUCCUGAUCUGACUGGUUACAUCACAGAGGGGCAGGUCUACGUGGACCGACAGCUGCACAACAGACAGAUCUACCCUCCUAUUAACGUGCUGCCCUCGCUGUCACGUCUCAUGAAGUCUGCCAUCGGCGAGGGGAUGACCAGGAAGGACCACGCUGACGUGUCUAACCAGCUGUACGCCUGUUAYGCCAUCGGUAAGGAUGUCCAGGCCAUGAAGGCUGUGGUGGGAGAAGAAGCCCUCACCUCCGACGAUCUGCUCUACCUGGAGUUCCUGCAGAAGUUUGAGAAGAAUUUCAUUGCUCAGGGCCCGUACGACAACAGGACGGUGUACGAGACUCUGGACAUCGGCUGGCAGCUGCUGCGAAUCUUCCCCAAAGAGAUGCUGAAGAGGAUUCCUCAGAGCACUCUGGCUGAGUUCUACCCCAGGGAGUCCGCCGCCCGUCACUGAGGCACUUGUAAAGAUCUUCUAGUUCAAGCCCACCUAACACCCCACCCCACCCCCCGCCCCUCUUUCCUCUUUCCCCCACCCCACAGCCUUAAAAGGGAGGGUUAGAAGGCAGCCUUCACCCAUCCCACGUUUUGGCUUCCUCCUUUUCCACCCUUCUUUAGAAGCUCCAUCUUUUCCUUUCUCCAUCUCAGCCCUGCUGUCCCCCCCCCCCCCCCCACCCCMCCCCGCAUCCAAACAAGAUCAGGGCAAAAUUAAAAAGAGAAGAAGAAUCUCCCCCCAAUACAUAGAUGUACCGUAGUGUUUCAGUGUUCUGACAUGUGUGGAUGAAAAGUGUUGGUGGUUCCAAUCCAAUACACAAUCAUUUUAGAUCUGUCUUUAUUUAUUGGCUCGUGUCACUGCUGGUUCUUUUUCCUCUCUUGUUUUUCUGKUUUAAUAAAGGCUUUGUGUCCCGCUCCUCCCUCCCUUGCCCUGUAAGAAGAGAGGUGAAGGGAAAAAAAAACGGGCAAUAAAAGCGACAUUUUCAUUUUCGUCACCACAGGCUGAUUGUUUUGUUUUUUUUUUUCCUUUUCUUUAAAUGACAUCUUAUAUUUCCAGUCGUGUAUCGGUUAAUUUCUGAAAGCUUCUGUAUUUCUUUUUACGUUUCAGCAGAGAAACAUCUUGAAUAAACUCAGACAAACUUGGGCCACAAGCAGAGAUCAAAUGUUUACUGUAUGUUUCCCAAAGUACUUCACCUUCUUUCUUUGAUUUUUUUUGUUCCUCUCAUAAAAUAUUGUAAGUUUGCAUCUUUUUUUGUGUUUUGUUGACAAAGUAAGAGUGUAUAAAAGUAUAUCAAACAUUCCCAGCUGUUUGCAGUAAUUAUCUGUUGUGCAACCAUAAUGUUUUUGUGUCUGUGAAUAAAUUAAAUUAUAUGGAAAAAA